UCGAGUUAACAUCGUAGUAGUUGCUAAAUAACAAAAAAAUAAAAAAAUAAUAUUAAAAAAGUUUCUCUCUUCUCUCUCGUCUCAACAACAAACACGGUACAUAUCGUAUGAUUUUGAUAUUUUAAUUAAUAGUCAAACACCGGUGAUUCAAUAAUAUUCAUAAUAAUAACAAUUACAGUCGUUACAAGAUCCGUUAUGUCAUGUCUUGUGGAUUAAAUCAUUGCAGCGCGUCAUAAUUUGUGCAAAUAAAAUAAUUUGUAAAUUCAUCAACAUAUAUGUUGUGUGUUUUGUCUCCGGAAUCGCGAGUGUUUUUCUCACAAACAACAUUGUAUAGACAAGUAACAGACAAACUUAAAUAAAAAAAUUUAAUAAAUAAACUGUGUCGCUGACUGUUGAAAAAAAAAUUAAGUAAUUUAAUUUUAAUUACAAACCCUACAAAAAUAUCAUAUAGUGAAGAACAACAACAAAUAAAAAAUAAGUAGCUUAAAAUAAAAAUAUAAAACAACAACAACAAUGAUGAGCCCUUCUACGUUGCAAAUAGUAAUAAGUAAUCGCCUAUCCUUAAUUAUAACGUUGUUUAUGACAGUCAAUUACAGUUUUGCGGAGCAAUGUGGCCAAGAAGAGUUAGCAAAGUGUGCGAGUUCGCUGGAGAAGCUGCAGUCAACGUCAGACUUGUCCAUUGCUAAAAGUAAAGAGGAGUUGGAUUUGUUGUGUCCCGACUUAACUCAAGGUCUCCAUUGUAUACGAAGCUACACAAGACGCUGCAUGACGCUGUCCCAACGAGAUCACUUCAACAAAUUGUACCACGGAACAGCUCAAGUUAUCAAAGAUUUGUGCAACAGUGGUCAAUAUCAAGACGAAUUCCUCCGUCACUCACCAUGUCUCGAUCGCGUUCGCAACAGUUACGAAAUAUGUGCGCGCCAAUACCAAAACACCAUGGCACUCAUCAGUCAAGGCGGUGCCGAAGAAAAUCCUCAUCCCCAAAGCCAAGAUCACCAUCAAAUGCGCAACAACACACGCAACGAAGCCGAAGACGUUCGAAAUAUUUGUUGCUCCUUCCGACAAUACCUCGAUUGUUCACAGCAUGCAGCUCGUAGGGAGUGUGGCGAGAGCACAGGACGCUUCAUUCGCGAAUUUCUCGAUCGCAUGGGCAAUUCCCUCAUAAAAAUGUACUGCACGGAAUAUCAGUUGGGAACGGAAAAGUGUUACGGUUACUCGGCAGCUGGACAAAGCUCAAGUGUGAGUUUAUUUGUGACACUGACGACACUUUUGAUCAGCACAUUCUCGUUCAUGAGAUAAAAAGACUUUCUUUUUUUUGUUAAGUAAAGAUAAAAUAAUUGAUUAAUUGAUAGGACGAUUGUUUAAAGAUGUAAUAAUUGAUAAAUAAUUAUUGAAUAAUUGUAAAGCAGACGUUGUUAAGUAAGAUAAUUUAUUUAGUAUUAGAGAAAGACGCAAAAAAAAGAGAUUAAAAUUUGUCAUUAAUUAAUUCGAGAGCAAUACCCGAUUCCAUCCACUACUUUUACUGAGUGUAUAGUUGCAAUUUUAUGUUCGCAUAAUUUCUAAUUAAGCACAGUAAAUCCGUUCCAUUAUCGUUAAAAAUUAUAUAGAGGAAAUGUUCGUUUAAAUUGUGAACAAAAAUUAAUCUAAAGCUUAUGUAAAUUUAUUAGACAUAGUUUUGUUGAAGAUUUUCAGCGCUACGAUUCUCGAACGAAAAUUGAUCAGAACCCAAUUUUUUUUUUCAACAAAACUGAUGAAAAAUUGAAUAAAAUUGUAUAUUAUGUAACGUAGUUAAAAAAUAUUUGUUAAG
Culicoides brevitarsis is the source of this 1807-nucleotide messenger RNA. RefSeq lists its product as uncharacterized. The record is from RefSeq and is a predicted model, not a curated record. Bases 514 to 1299 code for a protein of 261 amino acids. The transcript is spliced from 5 exons. NCBI's taxonomy places the organism in Eukaryota, Metazoa, Arthropoda, Insecta, Diptera, Ceratopogonidae.